Manduca sexta (tobacco hornworm) is the source of this 3016-nucleotide messenger RNA. RefSeq names its product conserved oligomeric Golgi complex subunit 1 (gene Cog1). The record is from RefSeq and is a predicted model, not a curated record. Gene Ontology annotation, cellular component: Golgi apparatus; COG complex. Gene Ontology annotation, biological process: intra-Golgi vesicle-mediated transport. The transcript has 13 exons. Lineage: Eukaryota; Metazoa; Arthropoda; Insecta; Lepidoptera; Sphingidae. The coding region runs from base 132 to 2945 and encodes 937 amino acids.
AUUGACAUUUAGGAUUGACAGCCGACAAGUUGGCAAAAUAUUUUGGUUGUAAAUUGUAAUUUUUUUCUUAAUAAUCUUCAAUUACUUAAGUGUAUGGCUAUGUUUUAAGUAUAAAUCAUAAAUAAAGUAAAAUGUCUCAACCUAAUCUCUUAGACAUCGUUCCCGAUCAGCUAUUUCAAUCCUAUUCCAUUGCUGAUAUCGACCAAGUCCAGAAGAAACUUCAAUAUGAAAUCGAAAGAAAAAGGGAGGAAUUGCGUGCUAUGGUGGGGGAAAGGUACAGAGAUCUGAUCCACGCUGCAGACACUAUCGAAGAUAUGAAAGUUACUACAAGUAGUACAUUGAACCACAUCACAGAAAUGAUAUCAGCAUGCAGAAAUCUACACAAUACCCACUUAGUUGGUUUUAAGAUUGAUAAUAGCGUGUCAAAUGCACAACGUUUUCAGUUGAAUACAAACCCAAUGUACAGUAUGUCCAUACAAGUGAAGCUUUUGAUGGAGAUUCCUGAAAAAAUAUGGACUUGCAUAGAAGCCGAGGACUUUGUCAAAGCAACGCAAUUGUUUAUAAUGGCUAGACAUGUAAAUACAGGUUUACAGUUGCAAAUGGGUGGUACUAACAUUAAGCCAGGUAUGGAGUCACUGCAGAGACUUGUUCAUCAACAAUGGAGCUCUAUAUCAAACUUCAAUCAGACAAUCAUUAAUGUUUGCAAGCAAAAACUGCAAGAUGUUGAUAUAGGUGUUGAGGUAGCAUGUUCCUGUCUCGUGAGUCUGUACCUCCUGGACUCUCAGACGAUGGUGGAGCUCCUGGACACCCUAAUAACGCUGCACAGCAACAACAGCCUCAAGUCCACUUUACAGUUUGAUUUGGCCAAGAUAUUAGAGGGAGAUGUGAAGGCGCAAAUCAAAGACAAAAUUGUCAACGGAGUCAAGAAUGUUUUGAAGACUGUUGUGUUGGUGUAUGCGUGUUUUGUUGAUAAUGACGGAGGCGCGGUACUGGGAAGGCUUAAAGAAUUGUUCGGUAAAGAUUCUCAGCCGUUGGUUGAGUUGGUGAAAUUUAGCGACCCCCCUGCUUUGAAGCUGUUACCACCCACCAUAUCUAAUUAUAGACUAUUGACGAACAAAGAACCUCAAGCGUUAGCCAAAGAAGAGAUAACGAAAUGCGUCCAAAACUGGAACGAAUGGGUGAAAACAUUUAUAGAGACCAAUGUGCAGACACUAUUGAAUAACAUAACGAGGGUUAAGGUGUUGCACGAAAUAAGGGAAGAUGCGUUUAAAAUAGAAACACCAACAAACUGGAGCUCGAUAUGCACAUCUCUAGAUAUUCCAGACGCGCACGUGUGGUGUCACUAUUACCAACCACUAGUGACGUCCCGUGUCAAAUCGAUUAUCGAUAGUCGAUGGCUUAAAGUGUACGAUGAAUUUAAGACGCAAAUACUUGUGGACCUUACUAAAGUAUCGUCAGAAAGUGAGGUUGAGAAGGAAGCAGAUAUAAAUUGGUUCGUUUGGAAGGAUCUUAUUGGAGAGACGGUUAUCGAGUCCAGAAGUGACGUUAUUAAAGUAAUGAACUCGCUUAUGAAAGGCAUGUCUCAACAAGACAGAGGGUACACUCCGACACUUGAGAAACUGUGUCAGAGUCUUGACAGCGAACUGCAGAAACUUCUAGACGAUUUGAGGGUAUAUUUGUACAGGGAAAGGAAAGGUGCAAGUAGAGACAAGUUGCUGUUCACAUACGAUGACGAGGACGAUACGGAUCAAAUGUAUAGCGAUAAAAAUGACAUCGAAUUGUAUUUGAGAGAUGUUUCAGAUAAGAAUAUAGAAAAUAUGCAGCAAUACAUAAAGGCUUGUUUCGAAGAACCAACGCUACAAUCCACAGAGCUUCAACGAAAAACUACUGCGAUAUAUACAGCGCGAUACACGCAAGCGAUUAUGAAUCUUAUGCCACAUUUGCGUAAAUGCUACAUUCCUGAAAUUACCGAUAGUAUAGGCAUAGUACCCAUCGAUGAUAAUGCUUUAAAGCGUUGGAACGAUGUGUGUGGAGUUUUGAAACUAAAUUGCCAGUUUUGUUGGAGUAAAUGGGUCGAUAUAGUGGUAGGCAAGAUCGAAGAUUUGACCAAAGGUUUGCCCCAAGAGUUCACAUUGGAAGCCAACAUUGAUUACCUAAUGAUGCAAUGGGACGUAAUAAAAAUCACUGAAAAAGACGACGACGGUAACGCUAUAGAGUCAACAAUUAAAGUACCAUGCGGCCCUUCAUUAAAACUGCAAGAAUACUUAUACUCCGUCAGCAGAAUACUAGACGAGGUCGUACCGCACACACUACCCAUCGAAACCCACACAUCCUUCAUCGAGAAGUUGACGGACAUCACGUUCGCACACUACGACAAAAUAAUAAGAGAGAAAGAGACAGAUAUAAAUCAGAGGUGUGCGCUUCAAUUACUGAUGGAUGUGAGACAUUUAACGUUAUUGUUAGUGCCGCGAGAGAACAAGAAAACUAUGGAGUUUUCGCACGGAAUUUGCGAGUUUUUGCGACAGAAGAUAGAUCCUUUCGAUUAUGAUGUCUUCUACCCGUAUAUACAGACCAAUUUGAAACGCUCUGUUCAGCGAGUACAGACUCUGCUGGGCAGUUUGGUGCUGCAUCAUGGUCAGUUGACGGGUAUAAUUGGCACGAAGCCGGUACUAUCUGGCGGUACUGGCGACAAAGCUGCCGGCUUGUUGGCGUCCGGUGAUUCCCACUGGUUCUCAUUGCUACCCGUCGCUACACCACCGAGUCAGCUCAAAAAACAAGACAAACCGGCCAAGAAAAAGGCAGUAUCCGCAGCGAGUCCGAAUAAGUCCCGAUCGGAUAUAUCCGAUUUGAUGACCAGCUCUUUGCCGAUAAACUUCGCGAACGCGCGCUCCGGCGCAGCGUCGUUCUUCAAUUCUAUGACUUCUGAUUGGUUCAGCGGCUCGUAGUUUAUGUAUUCCAUAUUUAAAUGUUAAUUAUUAAAAUGUAUUCUUAUUGCGAAUAAAUGCUUUUAUUUAUA